AUCAGAAAAGACGUAAACAUUUCCUCGUGAAACGAAAUUCGAGUAAAAUUUAAUUAUUUUGACAAGGAAAUGGUCGCUAACACACAAAUGGAAGAACUUAUUUGUAUUCCUGGGCAACGAAUUUGUCCAUUGACGGAGGAAACGAUAUCUGGGGAAGGCACUUACGAACGCGGCGGAUAUAUUUACUCCAACUUGGCGGGUGUUUUAAAGUUUCGCAAGUCAGAAAAGAUCACUUACAUCGACGUCAUUUCGCCAAAAGCGAAGACAAUUCUACCAAUUCCGGGUGACGUCGUUACCUGUCGCGUGCAAGUUGUGAACCAAAGAUUUGCCAAAUGUCUCAUAAUUGGCAUCGGAGAUGUCGUGUUAACGCGGCAUUUGCGUGGAAUUUUGCGAAAAGAAGAUGUGAGGGCGACAGACAAGGAUCGCGUUGAAAUUUACAAGUGUUUCAGACCGGGAGAUAUAAUUUUAGCGAAAGUUUUGCCACAAACGGAGCUCCAUACGUAUCAAUUGACGACGGCGGAAAACGAGUUGGGAGUUGUUGUGGCGACGUAUCGAGGACAAGAUGUGCCCAUGACGCCAAUUGGAUGGACGGAGAUGCAGUGCCCGGUGACGUUGGCGAAGGAACCGCGCAAAGUGGCGCGACUUAUGACGGAAAAUCAGCUGCAAACGCUGCUGAAGACUGAAGUUAAAGACGAAAAGAUGGAGGAAUAAAUUAUUUUUAUACAAGAAAAAUUUUUUGAUUUUUGCUUAAUUUUG
Culicoides brevitarsis is the source of this 756-nucleotide messenger RNA. It is a transcript of the gene Csl4, whose product is annotated as exosome complex component CSL4. Gene Ontology annotation, biological process: RNA processing. The coding region runs from base 70 to 711 and encodes 213 amino acids. Lineage: Eukaryota; Metazoa; Arthropoda; Insecta; Diptera; Ceratopogonidae. The transcript is spliced from 2 exons. Gene Ontology annotation, cellular component: nuclear exosome (RNase complex); cytoplasm. Gene Ontology annotation, molecular function: RNA binding. The record is from RefSeq and is a predicted model, not a curated record.